CAACGGGGACUAAAGGCGGAGUCUAGAGCCGGGCGGCCAACUUCCUCCUGUCUCCCGGUUUAGCGCUUCAGCCCGCAGUUCAUUUCCGGUGGGGGUGCCGCGCCCAGUGAGGGCCCGGAAGUGGGUCGCGCGAAGACCGCUGGGCGGUUCUUGCCGGAAGUGGAGAGCGGCUGAUCGCAGUCCGGAGGUGAGGCGGAACUCUUAAGCAGGUGGAACAUGGCUGAUAUGCAAAAUCUUGUAGAAAGAUUGGAGAGGGCAGUGGGUCGCCUAGAGGCAGUGUCCCACACAUCUGACAUGCACUGUGGGUAUGGAGACAGUCCUUCAAAAGGAGAAGUUCCAUUUGUGCAAGCAUUUGACUUGCUGCUUGCCAAUCCUGUGGCAGAGUACUUGAAGAUGAGUAAGGCGAUUGGGGGAGACGUGCAGAAACAUGCAGAGAUGGUUCACACAGGUCUGAAGUUGGAGCGAGCUCUCCUGGUUACAGCUUCUCAGUGCCAACAGCCAGCUGGUAAUAAGCUUUCUGAUUUGUUGGCACCCAUCUCAGAGCAGAUCCAAGAAGUGAUCACCUUUCGGGAGAAGAACCGAGGCAGCAAGUAUUUCAAUCAUCUAUCAGCUGUCAGCGAAAGCAUCCAGGCCCUGGGCUGGGUGGCUCUGGCUGUUAAACCUGGCCCCUUUGUGAAAGAAAUGAAUGAUGCUGCCAUGUUUUAUACAAACCGAGUACUCAAGGAGUACAGAGAUGUGGAUAAGAAGCAUGUGGAUUGGGUCAAAGCUUACUUAGGUAUAUGGACAGAGCUACAGGCAUACAUCAAGGAGUUCCACACCACUGGCCUUUCCUGGAACAAAACGGGGCCUGUGGCAAAAGAACUGAGUGGAUUGCCAUCUGGACCAUCUGUUGGAUCAGGCCCCCCCCCCCCCCCCCCCCCCAUAGCGCCCAAGUCCCCCAGUUCAGGCUCCGAUGACUCUGCUUCCCGCUCAGCAUUGUUUGCGCAGAUUAAUCAGGGGGAGAGUAUCACACAUGCCCUGAAACAUGUAUCUGAUGAUAUGAAGACUCACAAGAACCCUUCCCUGAAGGCUCAGAGUGGUCCAGUACGCAGUGGCCCCAAACCAUUCUCUGUACCUAAACCCCAGUCUAGCCCAUCUCCUAAACCAGCCUCAAAGAAGGAGCCACCUCUGCUGGAACUGGAAGGCAAGAAGUGGAGAGUGGAAAACCAGGAGAAUGUUUCCAACCUGGUCAUUGACGACACUGAGCUGAAGCAGGUGGCUUACAUAUACAAGUGUGUCAACACGACAUUGCAAAUCAAGGGCAAAAUUAACUCCAUUACAGUAGAUAACUGUAAGAAGCUCGGCCUGGUAUUUGAUGAUGUGGUGGGCAUUGUGGAGAUAAUCAAUAGUAGGGAUGUCAAAGUUCAGGUGAUGGGGAAAGUGCCAACCAUUUCCAUUAACAAAACAGAUGGCUGCCAUGCUUACUUGAGCAAGAAUUCCCUGGACUGUGAGAUAGUCAGUGCCAAAUCUUCUGAGAUGAACGUCCUCAUUCCUACAGAAGGUGGUGACUUUAAUGAGUUUCCAGUUCCUGAACAGUUCAAGACCCUGUGGAAUGGGCAGAAGUUGGUCACCACAGUGACGGAAAUUGCUGGAUAAGCGAAGUGCCAUUGGGUCCUAUGCCCUCUUCACUCCAUGGGAUAAAUCUGUAUCAAGACGGUUCUUCUUCUAGAUCUCCUCUACCUUUCUGCUCUUAAACUGCUUCUCUGCUCUGAGAAGCCCAGCUACCUGCCUUCACUGAAUAUACCUCAGGCUGAGAUUUGGGGUGGGACAGCAGGGCAGUGGAUCUUCGGCAGGAAGGUGCAGCUUCUCCGCAUCUGCGCAGCUGCACUGCCAGUCCGUUCUUAAGGAGCUGCAGGCCCAGACCAGGGCACUGACACGGUCAGCUUUGGGGGUCGUUCUGCCAACGAACAGUCCUUUGGGAAAGACAGUCUUGGGAAUCAAGAGCUCAGAAUACAUACUUAAUCUUUUCCUAACAGUGAGCGUGAUGGGAGCAGGAGCUGAUGUGGCUCCAAAGGGUUUUUCUAACCAAACUAAUUUUUUGCCAUUGACAAGUGAGGCCAGGGUUGCACUGGACCAAAAGCUGAGGCCUGGCUAUCCCGCAUUCCAAGCAGAUUCGUUUCCUAAAAGCAUUCCUUCAUUCAGCAUUCCAUCCAGGGUCCCCCUCAACCAUGAGCUAGGAGGCUGUGCACUCCAGCUGCAGUAGCAGUCAGUACCCUGGUCUCUAACCCUUUUCCUCUGGGCUGCCUGCCUAGUACCUUCCUGUGGGGACAACCUAGAAAAGUGAAAAACAAGGAAAAGCAACACAGCAUUCCAAGGAAUCUGGUCUUCCUCCUCCCUGCCAGGGUCCUCUCAAGGUCUCCACAGCCUCCUCCUGCCUGUCAUGCUCAGCAGCUUAGAGCCUCAGUGUAGGCCUGAGCAGAGGACUAACACCUCCACUGCAGGCUGUUUAGGGCUUGAUUUACAUAAGAAUCUUGUACAGCAUUGCUAUUGUAAAUUCCAGUUCUCCCACAUGACCAAAAUAUGCAACUUUUUUUUGUUGGGAAGAGAGAUUGUCCUGUGACUUCUACCCAUUUCCUGAGGCCUGUGGAAAUAAACCUUUAUGUACUUAAAGUUAUACAGAAAAUAGAAUAAAAUUAAUACCAAACUUG
Molecule: messenger RNA, 2687 nt
Organism: Nannospalax galili (Upper Galilee mountains blind mole rat)
Lineage: Eukaryota; Metazoa; Chordata; Mammalia; Rodentia; Spalacidae
Gene: Cap1
Product: cyclase associated actin cytoskeleton regulatory protein 1
Biological process (GO): regulation of adenylate cyclase activity; cytoskeleton organization; cell morphogenesis
Cellular component (GO): cytoplasm
Molecular function (GO): adenylate cyclase binding; actin binding
Source: RefSeq, a predicted model, not a curated record